Molecule: messenger RNA, 1357 nt
Organism: Bemisia tabaci
Lineage: Eukaryota; Metazoa; Arthropoda; Insecta; Hemiptera; Aleyrodidae
Product: retinol dehydrogenase 11
Source: RefSeq, a predicted model, not a curated record
UGGAGCAAAGGCAUAGCGUAUGCUCAGUCUAUGCACAUUUCAAACUGUGUGCCUAGUCACAAACUAGCGGUCGUGAUGGUCCUUAGAGUCCGAUUAAAAACAGUUUUGGUUUUCGCGCUGUUGGUACGGUUCCUGGGAAUCGUUGAGUGUGGAUCUAGCAGCCCUGGAUCUGGAUCCAGCGUUUCUAAAAUUGGCAGUUUUAGUUCUGGAUCAAGCAGUUCUAAAUCUGGGAGCAGUGGUGGACUCAGAAAGUAUUUACAUUGGAGAAAUUGGCAUAUUCCGCGGAUAAUGAGUCUAUUCUACAAAAAAUACAAAGGCGAGGAAAGGAUGGAUGGCAAAGUGGCGAUUAUAACAGGAAGCAACACUGGAAUAGGAAAAGUCACGGCCCUUGAAUUUUGCAAAAGAGGAGCUCGUGUGAUAAUGGCCUGUCGCAAUACCGAUACGUGUAAGGAAGCUGCUGAUGACAUUUUGAACAAAACAAAAGAAUUGAAAGAUAGAGGCACUGUUGUGUGCAAAUAUCUGGAUCUGUCAAAGACUAGAACUAUUCGUGAAUUUGCCGCGGAUAUCAUGCGCACAGAGGAGAAAAUCAAUUAUCUGAUAAACAAUGCAGGAGUCAUGGCGUGCAAAUGGGGACUAACGGCAGACCAACAAGAGAUGCAGUUUGCAGUCAACUUUUUGGGCCACUAUUUACUCACGUUGAAACUUCUUCCGAGAAUUAUUAAAUCAGCACCGUCGCGCAUCGUAAACGUUGCUUCGUUGGCACACAUAUUCAGCAGCGGGAAUAUGCAUUACGAUGAUAUCCAGCUGAAAAAGAAGUACAACCCAAGAGUUGCCUAUGGGAGAAGCAAGCUUGCAAACAUCUGGUUCACGAGAGAACUUGCUCGUCGCCUUACUGAAAAACGUAUCAAAACUGUGACGACUUAUGCGUUGCACCCAGGGGUCAUCGCAACAGAGUUGUCACGCCAUCUGGACACGGCCGCACGCCCGUGGAUCAAAAAACUCUACGAAAGUCGGUUCGUGAGAUACUUCAUAAGAACACCUGAAGAAGGAGCUCAAACGACCCUCCACUGUGCUCUAAACGCGAAAGCUGCUAACGAGACCGGUCGAUACUAUAGCAACUGCCAUAAAGCGAAACCCAACAAAACUGCACGAGAUGAUAAACGCGCCAAGGAACUAUGGGAUUGGAGUUGGGAUAAGUUGAAAAUAGACGAAGGCGACUAUGACCCAUUCUCACCACAGUAAAAUCAACCGACGUGAAACGAGUGGAGAUCCUUUCUAGAUGCAGAAUAAAACAACAUCUUCCUUUCAUUACCUCAAUUGUAUUACUUAUUCUAAAAAUAUAUAAUAUUCUAACAAA